Hyphopichia burtonii NRRL Y-1933 is the source of this 1047-nucleotide messenger RNA. RefSeq lists its product as uncharacterized. Lineage: Eukaryota; Fungi; Ascomycota; Pichiomycetes; Serinales; Debaryomycetaceae. The transcript has a single exon. Gene Ontology annotation, molecular function: RNA binding. Bases 1 to 1047 code for a protein of 348 amino acids. The record is from RefSeq and is a predicted model, not a curated record. Gene Ontology annotation, cellular component: nucleus.
AUGGCUGAAAAUAUUAUUACUCAAGUAAGUGAAGAUUCUUACGAUAUCAAUGCAGGAGGGUACGAUGAUAGUAAUAGUAAUAUUGAUUAUAAUUCCAAGAUUCAUUUAAACAUUCGAGGAUCAGAAUUCACUAUAACGAGAGAUGAAUUGAUGAGUCUACCUGAGAGUAUAUUAUUAUGUCUUUUCCCCAAUGGAGUAUUUUUAGAUGCUAACGGACAAGUAAUUACGAAUUUAACUGAAGAAGAUGUUGUUUAUGUAAAUUUCGAUCCUGAGUGUUUUGAAUAUAUUAUUAAUUCUUUUAAUGAUGCUCAAAAGGAUUUAAGUGAUUUACCACCACCAUCACCUCAAAGUAAUCAUAAUUAUCGUCAUCAACAAGAAAAUAAUGCUAAUUUUUUACAAAAUAAACCGGCCAUUAUUGUUUUAAGAGAAGAUUUAGAUUAUUAUGUGAUUCCUCCAGUUGCUGGUUUGACUGCUGAUCAAAUUAAAAGUUUAAAAUUAUCUGUGGGUAAUAAAUUAGUCGAAAAUAAGCUAAUUUUCUCUGGUUUGGGUUUCAAUCCAAAUUUACCUUCAAACGUUCACCAAAGUUUAGGUCCGGCAGAACAACAUCUUUUCGAUAUGUUAUGUACUUCUGGUUUUGAUCAUCUGGAGCUUUGGGGCAGUAGAUCAACGGAACCUUCCAAAUGUGUCAUUCUGUCAUUAUCGUUAGUACGUCUAAAAACUGAUCCUCCUACUCCUCCUGAAUCUCCUUCUUUACAACCAGUCAGUUCCAAUGCAUCAACUAGUUCAAGAUCAAGAUCUCGUUUUUCUAAUUUGGCUACAAGUGCUACUAGGGCUGCUUCCAGGUCCUUAUCAAGAGCUAAAAAAAAUUCUGAUCCAAAUCAAACUAAAUUAUUACUUUUUUGGAGGAAACCUGCCAGAAAAUGCUGGUGGACUAAUGAAUCAGUCAAUCUUGAUAUCGAAAUACCUAAUCUUGAUAAACCUAUAAGUGUUAAAGUUCAUAUAAGAAGAGUUUGGACUUUAGAAUUAUCAGUUAUUGGCGUUCAAUAA